Molecule: messenger RNA, 602 nt
Organism: Rhodotorula graminis WP1
Lineage: Eukaryota; Fungi; Basidiomycota; Microbotryomycetes; Sporidiobolales; Sporidiobolaceae
Exons: 3
Coding region: 1-507 (168 amino acids)
Cellular component (GO): cytoplasm; nucleus
Molecular function (GO): protein tyrosine phosphatase activity
Source: RefSeq, a predicted model, not a curated record
AUGUCGACCUCGACCACCUCCAAGCUCAAAUACAUCAAGCCAGACGACGUCGCUCACCUCAUCCGCAACGGCGACACGGCCUCAUUCCUCGUCAUCGACGUGCGCUCGUCCGACUUUCCCGGCGGCAACCUGCCCGGCGCCCUCAACCUGCACACCGGCCACUUCCGCUCGGACCGAGACGUCGAGCGCGUCAUCCAGCAGCACAUCACGCCGCGCCUCCCCGCCCUGCGCACCGUCAUCCUCCACUGCAUGCGCUCCCAGACUCGCGGGCCCUACGCCGCCUCGCUCCUCCAGCGCUCGCCCGCCCUCCCGCCAAACCUCGACGUCGUCGUCCUCGAGGGCGGCUUCCAGGGCUGGCUCAGGCGGUACCGCGGCGACAAGCGGCUGUUUGAGAACUUGGACGAGGGCCAAGGCAGCGACGAGUGGGAGGACGUCGUCAAUGCGCCCGAGGGGAGCCGGCUCGAGGCCGACGACUCGAGGAGGCUGCGCGAGGGCAAGCAGCCCUGAGCUGGGCUUGUUGGACGAGGGCUGGCGCUCGAGGGCACGAGGUGUAGAUAGAGGAGCACGCAGCCUGCAGCGCUAGACUGGUUCUGGAGCAGGCC